CUGUCAACGGUGAAGACGUUUGUCAUACGAAAAUGACGAAAAUAGUUUUUCUUUCUUUUUGCAUUUUAAACGCUUUACUCGUUUAUUCUGGCGAUUGUAAAUCAGCGGAUAAAAAUGAAGCGAACAUAAGACAGAAAAGAAACAGACCAUUUAUGAAAUACGAAGAAAACAAGUUAUCCAAUUUUCCAAACAUAGCACAAGAGGGAAAAUAUUGGUGCGGACCGGCGGUACUUGAGGCUAUUUUCCGAUAUUUUGGGGCAAAUAGCAGAGAUGUUUUUGGUUCAGCAAAUACCGACACUCACUUUCUUUGGCAAUAUAAUUUGGCGACACUCGCACAAACAGGUCCAACUGGAACUACUGGAGAGAAUCUUCAACGUGUUUUGAAUGAUCGCAACCAUCUUUUCGGGGGACAUACUUAUUCUAUUGAGUCCAUAUGUGCAGCAGACAUGGACUUAGAGUUUUUCUAUCGACAUGUCUAUUACAGUUUAAAAAAUAACAUACCAGUUGUAAUGGGAUAUCAUGGAUCUUCGGGUCCACAAAGCAAUAACAUGCCACUUGCCAGUAGUCCUUUCGACGUCCCGGUAUCAAACGAUCACAGCCAUUUUAUUGUUAUUUUUGGAAUUUCAUCACAUCGUCGAAAUCCUACAAGUGCAUCUGAAAUGACUUACAUUGCAAUGGAUCCAGGAAAUGGACGAGAAAUUCGAUUUUCCGUUGAUAAUUUAAGAUACUUUUUCACACGUGGAAGAUCGUACACGUGUCAUGGUGGAUAUUUGAUUUAUUACAAUCCACAUGUCUACGAUGAUGAUGUUGUAAUGGAAGGACAAAAACGACAUAUUAAUUCAUAUUUUCCAAACUUAAAUCUAGGAAAAUUCCAAAAUCGAAGAGCUGAUGAAAGUUCUAUUAGGAAACAAUUUAUUUCUAAUAAUCAACAUCUACCAUCAGAAUUGUUGAAUAAUAUAAGAGUCACCCAAAUUGCAAAUGGCAGAGCAACAAUCUCUAUAGAUACUGUUCACUAUACGGGUUCAACGACAGUUACUUUCAAAGAAAGUAGAUCGAUAAAUUGACGUUGGAACGCAAAACACAUCGUCCGGACUUUGCAAACCAUGUCCCUUCGCAAAAUUCACGAAGCAAGAGCAAGCGAAAAAAACAAUAAUUAUUAUUAUCAUAAAUCUCAAUAAUCUGAUACGAGACGUUUUUUGUUCGAAAUCGAAAUUAAUAAAGUUUUACUGACCAAAUAAAAAUUUCA
Messenger RNA from Contarinia nasturtii (swede midge), 1246 nucleotides. RefSeq lists its product as uncharacterized. NCBI's taxonomy places the organism in Eukaryota, Metazoa, Arthropoda, Insecta, Diptera, Cecidomyiidae. The transcript has 2 exons. The record is from RefSeq and is a predicted model, not a curated record. The coding region runs from base 33 to 1064 and encodes 343 amino acids.